AUAAUGUCGGCGGCGGGGGCAUUCUCGGUACGGGGAGCAACAAAACCCCGUGACGAAAAGCUCCAGCUUAUUUUUUUCUCUCCAAUUUUAGCUCCCGCUAUUUUUUUUCUUCCUCUUCCUUCCCCUCAAAUGUGAAAUUCCCCUAGUCUACCACCACCUUGACCCUCCCCCUUCAUUUAUCUGUUCCAUGUCUUUUUCUAGCACAUAAUAGCAUCAAAAUGCGUGGAGUACAGAUUUUUUCUGGGACAUCACAUCCCGCACUUGCUAAAGUUGUCUGUGACCGGCUAGGGACCCAGCCCGCCCAGGCAGACCUUGGGAAAUUCAGCAAUGGGGAGACGAGUGUAAAUAUUGGUGUCUCGGUGCGGAACCAGGAUGUUUAUAUUGUGCAGAGCGGCAGUGAAAAGAUCAAUGACAGUGUCAUGGAACUCUUGAUCAUGAUCUCUGCCUGCAAAGGUGGCUCUGCCAAGUCCAUCACAGCGGUUAUACCGUACUUCCCAUACUCUCGUCAAUCUAAAAAGAAGAGUCAUCGCGGUGCCAUCACUGCCCGCAUGCUGGCCAACCUUCUUUCAGUUGCUGGUGUAGACCAUGUGAUAACCUUGGACUUGCAUGCGUCCCAGAUGCAAGGUUUCUUCGGUAAACCCGUGGACAAUCUGUUUGCCGAGCCUUACAUCGCUCGUUGGAUCCGUAUGAAUGUUCCUGGUUGGAGGGAGGCAGUUGUUGUCAGCAAAAAUGCCGGGGGUACCAAACGGGUCACGUCAUUGGCAGACACGUUGAAGCUCAACUUCGGCAUCGUUACUACCGAUAGGCGCCGUCCUAAAACGAAGAUGGCUAUGUCUGACAGCACAGUCUUUUUUGAUUCUAUAGACGAAGAUAUCACUCCUGUUCAAAAAGACAAUGACCCGUUUGUACUCCACGUUCAGACCGGAAACAAUGGCGAACCUCAACCCAAAGAGUUGCCAGGACAAAACAAUAACAUGGAAUCGUUGUUGUCGGCAAACGCGCUGCUUCCUGACAUUCUGACUGGUGCUCGUCGUCCUUCGGAAUUGGAAGCUGCACACGGGUGCACAGAUGUCCGGGUACAUGAUGUAAUCACUGGGCGACUCGUAGAGGGUCACCUUGUUGAUGAUGACUACCACCCGACGGAUUCCACGUCUGCGCCGGGAGACACUACCUCAGGGCAAAGCGCUAUCGCAGAGAAUUCUGAUGCUGUUUCAGAUUCAAUGGCGGAGUCCUUUGUCUCUAACACAUCCUCUUUGCCUGGUGACCAUGCUCUUGGUGGCUCGUUCGAUGCUGCUGAAUCAUCUGAUGAAGAAGGCAGCGUCGGGCGAGCUGUUGAGCGAGAGAAGACCAUUACUUUUGUGGGCGAUGUCCGUGAUAGGACUGUGUUCAUUGUCGAUGAUAUGAUUGACAAAAGUGGGUCAUGGAUUGCUGCCGCAGAGACUGUUGUGAAGAAAGGUGGUGCUAAGAAGGUCUACUGCAUUGCAACCCAUGGACUUUUCGGGGACAAAUCCCUUGAACAAAUGGAAGCAUGUGAGGCGAUUGACUAUAUUGUAGUGACCAACACUUUCCCUAUCUCUGAACAGAUGGUCAGGAAGUCGAAGAAGUUGGUCCUCAUCGACAUAUCGACUCUUAUCUCAGAGAGCAUCAGACGCCAUCAUUAUGGCGAAAGGUAAGUCAACCCUUCCAAGUUCUAUGAGUAUGGGAGUUCUAACGCUUGGUGAAGUGUUUCGGCACUUUUUCAUCUCAACGACUAACGUGCAUUUCCAACUGCACCUUUCCCUAUCUCAUGCUUUUGGGCGGGUAAAAUCUCGCCACUGUGCCGCUACGGUAACACAUG
Aspergillus alliaceus is the source of this 1837-nucleotide messenger RNA. Its product is annotated as ribose phosphate diphosphokinase subunit PRS1. Gene Ontology annotation, biological process: 5-phosphoribose 1-diphosphate biosynthetic process; ribonucleoside monophosphate biosynthetic process; purine nucleotide biosynthetic process. Gene Ontology annotation, cellular component: cytoplasm; ribose phosphate diphosphokinase complex. Gene Ontology annotation, molecular function: magnesium ion binding; ribose phosphate diphosphokinase activity. Bases 219 to 1673 code for a protein of 484 amino acids. The record is from RefSeq and is a predicted model, not a curated record. The transcript has 4 exons. NCBI's taxonomy places the organism in Eukaryota, Fungi, Ascomycota, Eurotiomycetes, Eurotiales, Aspergillaceae.